Messenger RNA from Hibiscus syriacus, 1556 nucleotides. Its product is annotated as dnaJ homolog subfamily B member 4-like. The transcript is spliced from 2 exons. NCBI's taxonomy places the organism in Eukaryota, Viridiplantae, Streptophyta, Magnoliopsida, Malvales, Malvaceae. The coding region runs from base 75 to 1169 and encodes 364 amino acids. Gene Ontology annotation, cellular component: cytosol. Gene Ontology annotation, molecular function: protein-folding chaperone binding. The record is from RefSeq and is a predicted model, not a curated record.
UUGAUCUUCCCUUUUGCCUUCCCUAUUUCAGGGUUGGUUAUAUUCCUCAAUUUUGUAUUCCCAAACCCAGAACAAUGGGCGUCGAUUAUUACAAUAUCCUCAAAGUGAAUCGCCAUGCCACCGACGACGAUCUCAAAAAGGCCUACAAAAGGCUGGCCAUGAUUUGGCACCCGGACAAGAACCCUUCCUCCAAACGACCCGAAGCCGAGGCCAAAUUCAAGCUUCUCUCCGAAGCUUACGAUGUUCUCUCCGAUCCCCAGAAACGUCAGAUCUACGAUCAUUACGGCGAGGAGGCUCUCAAAUCCGGACAGUUCCCGGCUUCUUCUGCUCCGCCUAACCAAUCUCACGCUUCCACGUCAUAUUCCCGCGGAGCUGGCCAUUACUAUAAUAACCAGAGGCAGCAGCAGCAACCUAAUACCGGUUCUUUCAGGUUUAAUCCACGGAACGCCGAUGAUAUAUAUGAGGAACUGUUUGGGGCGGAGUCCAAUGGUGGAAGAGGAAAUAGAGGGUUUAGAGAAGGGCAAUUUAGGAAUAAUAAUAAUAAUAAUAAUGGUGGUGGUGGUUACGGGACUAGUACCAGUACCAGUACCAGUAGUAGUAAUGGAGAAAUGAGGAAAGCCGCUUCUGUGGAAAAUGUGUUGCCUUGUAGCCUGGAAGAGCUCUAUAAUGGUGCCAAGAAGAAAAUGAGGAUUUCCAGGAAUGUUUUUGAUCAAUCCGUCCAAGGUAAGUCUAGGACUGUAGAGGAGAUAUUGACCAUUGAAAUAAAACCUGGUUGGAAGAGGGGAACAAAGAUCACAUUCCCGGAGAAAGGCAAUGAGGAGCCUGGUAUAAUCCCUGCUGAUGUCAUUUUUGUGAUAGAGGAGAAACCACAUGCCCUUUAUAAAAGGGAUGGUAAUGAUUUGGUCGUCAAUCAGGAGAUUACUCUGCUAGAGUCCCUCACUGGUAGGACUCUUGAGCUGACUACUCUGGAUGGGAGGAAUCUUGUGACACCUCUAACUGAUAUCAUCAAGCCUGAUGCUGAAGUUGUGGUUCCAAACGAAGGAAUGCCUAUCUCGAAAGAACCUGGGAAAAAGGGUAAUUUGAGGAUCAAAUUAGAUGUCAAGUACCCAUCAAGGCUAACCACAGAACAGAAAUCUGAGUUAAGGAGAGUUUUGGGCAGUGUUUCGUAACAUGUUUAAUAUUAGUGGGCCUUGAACUUUUUGUUGCAUGCAAAUAGCGUGUUUACAGUGUUAGAAUGUGAAGGUUUGGAAGUUUUUGGGUUUUCAUUGUUCCUCCUUUUGGUCUGGAGGAGCUGAGAAUUGGCUAGCCAUUACAAUCAACCCUUUGGAGAGAAAGUGGGAGUAGGUUUCAUUCUAACUGGAAGGGUAGGUUUAAACAGGUAAUUAGACCUGAGCUUUUUUAUAUAUAUUCCUCGAGGGUUUAACUCAAAGUAAAUGUCAUACAUAGAAAUGUCAAAUGCCUUUGGAAUUUUUGGCAUGCUUGAAGGAAGCAGUAGAUUUGGUGUAUUAAUUCAUUGCAAAUGGAACUUAAAAUUGCUGAUUAUCUUGGUUUUGUUC